Messenger RNA from Rhipicephalus sanguineus (brown dog tick), 1099 nucleotides. Its product is annotated as beta-1,3-galactosyltransferase 1. Gene Ontology annotation, molecular function: hexosyltransferase activity. The record is from RefSeq and is a predicted model, not a curated record. NCBI's taxonomy places the organism in Eukaryota, Metazoa, Arthropoda, Arachnida, Ixodida, Ixodidae. The transcript has a single exon. Bases 39 to 1049 code for a protein of 336 amino acids. Gene Ontology annotation, cellular component: membrane.
GUCAUCGUCUCAAGGCAGCGACCUUGGCUCUGCUGUUUAUGCUUCUCGCGUACACCUUCGUGCUCUUUUUGUUCCCACCUUUCACCGGCUCACCCCAGAGCGAAGCGCCUCUGAGAUGGUUCUCAAAUCCAGAUAUAGCUGGGAGAAGCUUACCGGUGGAACGGAUGCAUAACGAACCGUACGAUUACCUCAUAAAUCCCCGCGAUCUGUGCCCGACAUAUGCGCCGGUCGACUACCUGUUCCUGGUUUUAUCGGCACCGGAAUACGUCGACAGACGCAACGUCAUACGACGCACAUGGGCCAAGGACGUGAGGCGGUCCGCCGGAAACCGGGUGCUGUUCCUCCUCGGCAAGCCCGGCACUGCGAAACUUCAGGACGCCUUGGAGUUGGAGUCGCUAGGGUGCGGAGACAUAGUUCAAGAGGACUUCUGGGACACGUACCGAAACUUGUCUCUCAAGUCGAUCAUGCUGCUUCGCUGGGCGUCCCUCCAUUGCCGGCAGGCCCGGUUCGUGGUAAAGAUAGACGACGACUGCUUCCCGAACCUGGCCAAUUUUUACCGAGCCAUGCAGGGGCAGCCAGAGGACGCUAUCUACGGCGAACUGUUACACAGACACAUCCCCUCGCGCGACCCUCUGGACAAGUGGUACGUUCCUUACGAAGAAAUAACCCCCGAUGUAUUUCCAGACUAUAUACACGGCGCCAUGUACGUCAUCGGCGGUCGAGUGGUGGAGCUGCUGUAUAGGGCUACUGGACACGUGCGGCCCAUUAGCAUGGAGGACGUGUACAUCACCGGAAUGUGCGCGGAGCGUGCUGGCAUCGGCAGAACGCGUCUCGCCGGAACCAACAACAACAAAUUGUCGACACUGUGUGAAUACAAGAGGGCCAUCUACGGCCAUCACGUGACAGCGGAGGAAAUGGACCAACUGUGGUAUGCCAUGAAGCUGCUGGAGUACAAGUGUCACCGGCUCUUUUACAGCGUUCACGUGUGCUACUGCCGCGCUGUGGACGGCGCCGCGGCGGAAAGGGUCAUCGAGGCGCCAGUUCUUUGACAAAAUACUUUCCACGAUUUAGCGUCACAGUUUGUCACAACCAUCUAAGU